Messenger RNA from Solea solea (common sole), 3317 nucleotides. It is a transcript of the gene bhlhe41, whose product is annotated as basic helix-loop-helix family, member e41. The transcript is spliced from 5 exons. Gene Ontology annotation, cellular component: nucleus. The coding region runs from base 362 to 1693 and encodes 443 amino acids. The record is from RefSeq and is a predicted model, not a curated record. Gene Ontology annotation, biological process: anterior/posterior pattern specification; regulation of neurogenesis; circadian regulation of gene expression. NCBI's taxonomy places the organism in Eukaryota, Metazoa, Chordata, Actinopteri, Pleuronectiformes, Soleidae. Gene Ontology annotation, molecular function: protein dimerization activity; DNA-binding transcription factor activity, RNA polymerase II-specific; RNA polymerase II cis-regulatory region sequence-specific DNA binding.
GGAACACAGAGGAGAAGCUCUAAUUACUUGGACUUAGUGCUGGUGCAGGCUACACGUGAGUCGGAAGCUUGUUCCCCCGCCGGGGGCGCGCGUGCGCUCUGACCACAGCGCGCCGACGACGACGACGACGGCUUUGCAAAGUGGCUGCUCACAGGAACUAUAGACAUCAGUCUGAGGCGCAGCUCCACUGGAGGACACGCACCGUGCAUCAUCUCCCUCCCCACACACACACAGAGCAGCAGCAACAGCAGCAGCAGCAGCAGAGGCACAGCCGCCCGCGCGUGGAUUCUAACAUAACAAACAAGUCUCCAGAAGAAAGACGAAGAAGCAGCAGCAGCAGCUGAGGAGCCGCAGACAAGUGAUGGAUGAAAGAAUACCACAUUUACAGGACAGACAGUUCAUGGAACACGCUGAUUUCUUAGGGAUGGAUUAUCCCUCAAUCUACAUGUGCAAAUCCAAAAGAGGAAUAAAACGAGAGGAUGGUGGGAAGGACGCGUACAAGUUACCACACCGGUUGAUAGAGAAGAAGAGGAGAGACAGGAUCAACGAAUGUAUCGGGCAGUUGAAGGAUUUGUUACCAGAACAUCUGAAGCUGUCGACUCUCGGGCAUUUGGAGAAGGCAGUUGUUCUGGAGUUAACACUGAAGCACUUGAACGCACUGACUGCUGUCACUGAGCAGCAGCACCAGAAGAUCAUCGCUCUGCAGAAUGGUGACCGCUCCAUGAAGUCGUCCAUUCACGCAGAUCUGGACGCGUUCCACUCCGGAUUCCAGGCUUGUGCCAAAGAGGUUCUGCAGUACCUGAGUCGGUUUGAGAACUGGACGACGCGAGAGCAGCGGUGCGCGCAGCUCACCAGCCACCUUCACGAGGUGCUGGCGCGGUUCCAGCCUGGCGCGCAGCCAUCGCCGCCGCCACCGCCGCCGCCGCUCCAGCACCAGCACCAGUUACCCGCCGCCGGGGACGCACAGGACGCGCACAAAGCUGACGGCCAAACCAACUGCGUCCCGGUCAUCCAGAGAACCCAAGGCGGGGAGCUUAACGAGAACGACACAGACACGGACAGUGGAUACGGCGGCGAGGCUGAAAAGAGCGACGGCAAAGAGAAAGAGUGUGAGCGCAGUCAGGCGCAGCCGGGAGCAAAGGCAGUGAAGAUCAAGCAAGAGUUUGGAGAUGAACGCGCUGCCAAAAAAGCAAAGAUGAACUGGUGUGGCAGCGGAUCAGGGGCCGCAGAGUCCAGCAGGUCUGAUGUGGCGUUAAUGAACUCUUUGAUGGGAAUAAACAGUGCGGGACAGCAGACACCGAUCUGCAUGCCUUUCUACUUCAUUAACCCCUCUGCUGCGGCGCCUUAUAUGCCUUUAUUCGAUAAAAGCAACAUUGAGAAGUACAUGUAUCCAGCGGCGGCAGCAGCUCUCGCGUCCCCUUUCCCGUGGCUUUACCCCGCACAUGCGUCAGCAGCAGCGGCCGCAGCCGCGGCAGCCGCCGCCGCGUUCCCCGGUCUGUCUGCGCACUUCAGCGCCUCCUCUCAAGCCAAGGACUCGCAGUGUCCAGACAGCGACGGGUCACACGACGCCGAGACAGGAUCGUCACCCGACGAGCGCGAGGAGAGUCUCGCGAGUGACGACGGGGAGGGUGACGCAGCGGAGAACAGCCAGGAGAGUUGCCAUGAUGAGCUGUCUGCCUGUGAACACAGCUAAUCUGUCUCAUGUGUGUUACCAUGUGCGCGCGCUCUGCUCUGCUCAGGAACACCUGCGUUCCUGUCUUUAAAUAUGAGGUUUUCACAGAGGAGUUGGUGGAUCAGGUGGCUGUGUGCCUUUUGCACUUCUGCUCGAUUAAUCAAUCCGAAUGAAUGUCGACAAUGAUUGACACUUAUGUGCACGACUGUGUUGUGCUGAAGCUAGUUUUUUAUCCUCUUUGAUAAAAGAUAUUUUAGACAUGGCAGCACAGGUGCCAAAACUUUCACAAUAUAGAUGCAGUAUCCCAAUCAGCAAGCCUUUUUUUUUUUGAUGUAUGAAGUUACAACUGACCUCUACCAAGGUUAUUAAGAGCUUGGCUGAGACGUGACUGUAAAUAUUAUCACCUGAAACACAGUCUGACUCAUUACCAUGUAAAUGUGCACUAUAUAUAACAAAGGAAGUGCUCCUGGAAGUUAAUGCUCCAGGACCUCCUCCCAAAGUUUGCACGGGGUACAGAAGAGGCACAUUACUGUCCCUCCUGAGAAGAGAUUAAUUUAAUGAGAACACCCCCCCCCCCCCCCUCCAAACACACUAAUAACACAUUUCUAAUAAUGAGAUUAAUGGAGAGGUAUUUUAUGUGCUGGGUUUUCCCCUAAUCUCAUCUUUAUAAACCAGAGUUUGCUCAGUUUACUUUGUGACAAAAGACAGAAAAACAAUCAUGAGGAAGAAAUCUGUGAAUCUGCCUGACCAACAUAUUGUAAAAUCCUCCUGAAUGAGGCAUUUCUGCAUGAGGAUGCAGUGACCUCUACCUCCAGUCAUUAUUGUAGUAUAGUACCUUAGAGGUGUUUGAUACUGAAUGUAUAGAAGGAUCUUUACUCUUUGAAAUGUAAAGUGCACUUUUUCCUGCUUUUGCCCAACCCCCAACAACCAGCGUAUCAUUUUUAAAGUCAGUAACUGUUGUUCUCUUUCAACCUCUCUUUUGUUUUAUGGACUUUUCUUGAAAUUAUAUAUAAAUAUAUAUCAAAUCAGAAGAGGGUGUAAAGUUACUAAAAGCGACGUUAUUCUCCACUUCUUUCAAGGCCAAAAAAUAUUCCAACCAUAAUCGGAUUCUCAAAUGCGGGACUAUCACUGAUUCUGUGUUAUUUACUCUCAUAAUGUAAAUCCUUACUUUUCAAAAAAAAGAAAAAGAAAAAAAAAGUGGGAAACACAGUGUGGUCACGGUGUACCAUCUGUUUUCUGACUGUUGUUGCUUUGCUCUACUUUCUGGGAGAAACCUGCACCCCUGCAGGUGAAGUGUUGUUCCGCUCUUUUUUUUUUUUUGUUCAACUUCUCACACGUGACUGAAUAAACACACAACUUUCACUGUACUUUGCAAACGACUUUGCUUUUGUUGUUUUUCCCUCGGCUGGUUUUCCCGCCUCAAAUCGACUUGUUAUAUAAAGUGGCAUGUGCGUCUGUAAAUAGUGUUUUUUUUUGUGAAUAUAUCAUAACGUAUACAUGUCUGUGUCACUGUUCUAGAAGUCUAUGGAUUUUUUUUUUUUAAAGAAGAUAAAACUGAGCAACUGUUGCACAUUUCUUUAAUGCUUUACACACAUGCUGUUCUAAAUUAUUGCUGAUGAGUUGUAAAAUAAAUAUCAAAACUGAA